GAAGGCUGAGGGUGUGCGUGCAGCAGGAGGGAGAGAGACGUUUGAGGGCUGUGGAGAAGUCGAGAGGAGGAAUUGGCAAGUUAGGUGGGUGCAUGUCGAAGGGGACGACGAGGGUGAUGUAAGAGAAGAGGGGGAGAGAAGCUUGGUGGCACUUCUGAGAGCGGAAAAGGGAAGUUUGUAAGACGAGAGGCCAAUGUGAAAAGUCAUCCGAGGGGCAUUUAGAAGCGUGUCAGCGAGGAGGUGCGAGGAGUAGCUGGGGAAGAGGGGCGUGCGGGAGUGGCCCCCCGAGAGAGCACACGGAGGCUCUUCAGAGAAUGGAGCACUGAGAGGAGCGGAGAACCGAUCAUCAUCUGGAACCGACGGGAAGAGACUGGACCAUGGGGUGUGUUCACAGCAGGCGGAUUAAAAACCAUGGAGCCCACACUUUGAUGGCAGAAGACCCCGAGGUUCUCCCUGAAAUCCUGCAACUCGCUGAGCUUGCAAAGGCAGGCAGCCACACAUUCACCAGGAAGAACUUUAAGAAAGGUCGUGCGUGUGAUGUGUGCCAACAGGACAUCAUCAACCCGGGCUCUUUCUGCAAAGAAUGCAGAGUUGCUGUUCACAAGAUGUGUGAAACGAAGGUGUCGCCCGCCUGUGCCUUGAUUCCAGAUCAGACCUCCACGAAAACCGGAUCACUGAGGAAAAGAGGCUCCAUGCCCAGAAGCAGGAGCGAGGAACAAGUGAUGGAGAACGUGAUGGAGCGCCACUAUGACUUCGACCUGACAUAUAUCACCGAGAGGAUCAUCUCAGUCUUCUUCCUGCCGGAGCUGGAGGAAGAACAAUAUCAUAGGGACAUACAGGAAGUGUCGUCAAUGCUGAAAUCAAAGCAUCAAGACAAGUUCCUGCUCUUGAACUUAUCCGAGAAGAGGCAUGACAUCACCAGAUUGAAUCAAAAGGUGCAGGACUUCGGCUGGCCUGACCUUCAUGCUCCGCCUCUGGACAGAAUCUGCUCCGUGUGUAAGGCCAUGGAGAGCUGGCUGGUGUCAGACCCUCUGAAUGUUGUAGUCCUCCACUGCAAGGGUCACAGAGGGAGGACUGGAGUCAUUGUCGCAGCAUACAUGCACUACAGCAAGAUAUCAGCAGGAGCAGACCAGGCUCUCACCACACUCGCCAUGAGGAAGUUUUGUGAGGACAAAGUCACCUCAUCUCUGCAGCCAUCUCAGAACAGGUACAUCUAUUAUUUCGAUGGCCUGCUGUCCGGAACCAUCAAAAUGAACAGUAGCCCCCUGUUCCUCCACCAGAUACUCAUUCCUUCACUCCCAAACUUUCAGUCAGGAGGAGGAUUCUAUCCAUUUUUGAAGAUUUACCAGUCUCUGCAGCUGGUCUACACUUCAGGUCUCUAUGACCCUCAAGCCUCCAGGACCAGGAAGCUGUGUGUCACACUGGAACCAGCAUUAUUGCUAAAGGGAGACAUUAUGGUGAAGUGUUACCAUCGACGAAGUCAAGCAGCAGAGCGGGAGGUGGUGUUCAGGGUUCAGUUCCACACGUGCACUGUUCAUGGAGCCCAGCUGUGGUUUGGGAAGACUGAACUAGACGUGGCCUCCACAGAUGACAGGUUUCCUCCUGAUGCUUUGGUGGAGUUUAUUUUCUCAAAUGGGCCAGACAAACUAAAAGGUCAGCAAGCCAAGCCUGAUGUUUUGGUCAAAGUCAAGAACAACACUUCAGACCCGGUGGUCAGAUGGGAUUCUUAUGAGAAUCUUCACCAGGACAGCACGGAGAGCAUUUCUCAUACAAGAGGUCCUCUUGACGGGAGCCUUUAUGCCCAAGUCAGAAAACGCCGUGGACCAGGUUCCACUUCUUCAGCAGCAUCGCCCAACGGAUGCCUGACCAGCAGCCCGACAGUCACGACGCACGUUCCCUGCAAACCCCAGUCAGUAAUCUACAUAUCAGACUCGCAGCCUUCUGAUCGUUUGGAAGAUCACUCUGGUAAAGAACGCACCAUGAGUCCGGUGAGGAAAGAAGAACAUUAUUCAAAGGCAAAAGAAAAAGAGAGGGAAACAGAAAUUUUGGAUGACGCCGACCCGUCGAGUCCUGGAGGGAUGCGACGAGGGCCAUCUUGUUGUGGUCGCGCUGGGACAAAGUGCGGCGACAUGAAGUGGGAGAGGGAACGUGACCUUUGCCUCUCCAACAGCCAUUGUCUUGGACGUUGUAGCAGCAUCAAAAAACAAGCAAAGAGUCAAACUCUGCCCGCCAUACCCUCCAAAUCGGUGUCCCCGCCCCCUCAUUUGGCUCAUGUGGACCUCUGUCAUCGUCAUAGCUCUCAUCCUUUGCCAGAAUUACCAUGGGAACGACAACCCGUACCCCUGCCGUGUCUUCAUCGAUCCUGCGUGCCGUAUUCCAGCCCUGAGCACAUUCACACUCACACUUUACCCACCCUGAACAGACUCUGCCCCGGGGAAGAAUGCCACCUCCUCCAUUACUCCAAUCACGGUCACUCGUCUCACCUCUCCCAACCAGCGCUGCCCACAAGUCCUUACAGGGAGCUGUUCUUUGGCUCGCACACAUCGUCAUCUGGAUGCGCCUGCAGAGAGUGCCGCAGCAGGCGAGAGCACCAGUCAGCCAGAUCAUUCCACCCGCAGCACCCUGACCAGCAAGUAGGAUUACAAAGGACAAGAGAAGCCAUCCCGUUAUGGGAGAGUGAAAAUCCAUGGGAGGUGCCAAGAGAGUCGGAGUUCUGGCAGUGCAAACCAGCCAUGCCGUCGUUAUGCACCUGCCACCCCACAGCGGUAGAUCCUGCCUUAAAUUUGGAGCAGUCUAGAUUUUCUCUUGGACCACCUCAAAACUACCCGAGCCCCCAGUCUCUGGUUGAUGUUCGGGACGGAGCCAGCAGUGGGUAUCACACUCCGCCUGCGCCCCGCCACUCCUGUCCCUGCACUCCUUACACGGCAUCUCCAGUGGAGAGCCAUGAGAGCCGGGGUUAUGCUUCUGGGUAUCAGUCAGGGUCAGCAUCACCUUUGCCGGCAAGCAGUCCUUCUCCUGACAGAGGAAGAGGGCCAGACGUUUCCCCAGCUGGCAGAGACCCAAAGUACACAGACAGCCACAUAGGAGAAAAUGCGAAGACAUUCCGGGGUUCAGAGAAUAAAUCGGAUUCCAAUGACAGAUCAAGCAGCCUUGGCCUGGAUUCUGAUCACGACUACACACUUAUUGGUGGGAACAGCCCGACGCACUCAGGCGGCAGUGUGACUCCUGAUUUCAAAGAACACCAAGCUACAUCAGCAGAUAUAGAAUCUCCAAGUGCCAACAUAUCGACCCACGCAACGCUGCCUUCCGUAGAGACAACCCAGAAUUCUGAUGGAAACGCCGCAGACAAAGCUCCGAUGCCCGACAAUAUUGAGCCACCGCAGUCUUCCACCCUUACUGUGGUCACACCAGUGCAAGUGCAACUCAACGGUUCCACUAUUCUGGUUGAGUCGCCGACUGACAGUAGCAAAGCCGAGCCGACUGCCAGUCUCAGCUCAAGCCCCUCCACUGCUUCUUUAAACUCUCCCAUGGAUUCUCCAGACCCUCCCCAAUGCUCUCCUUCCAAUGCUGACCUCGCAGGGCAGCGGCUGUCUUUAAACAGAGACAGUUUAACUGACACCAAGCCGCCAUCCCCUGUGCCAGAUGGAUACAGCACACCAACCUUCCCCUUAGCCUCCUAUUACUACCCGCUGUUAAACGUGCCCCAUGUGCCUUACACUGGCUAUACUGCUGUAACCAUCCCUGCAAUUCAGCCUCCACUUCCAGAGAAGAAAAGGCUUUCGUCGAGUCCAGGGGUUCUCAAUGGACAUGCCUCUGUUUGUCGUGUCGCCUCCGCACCGGCGCCUUCCCCUACGCACCAUGUGACUUUCUCUGUGCGCGAGCAGAGGCGCGGAUCUGCACAGUCCCUCAGCAGGGAAGAGGGGGACACCAGGGUCAAUGCUAAGUUUGUCCAAGACAGCUCCAAAUUCUGGUACAAGCCUGGGAUCUCCAGAGACCAAGCCAUAGCUGUGCUGAAGGACAAGGAGCCAGGCUCUUUUCUCAUCAGAGACAGCAACUCCUUCCAGGGUGCAUAUGGCCUCGCCCUCAAAGUGGCCACUCCCCCUCCUAAUGCCAACAUUGCACCAAUGAAAGGAGAUCCUCUGGAACAGCUGGUGAGACACUUUCUCAUCGAGACCGGACCCCGCGGAGUGAAGAUCAAGGGCUGCCAGAACGAGUCUUACUUUGGAAGUUUGUCUGCUUUGGUAUAUCAACAUUCAAUCACUCCCAUCUCUCUGCCAUGUGCCCUUCGAAUCCCAGAAAAAGAUCUGGUUGGCGAGCUCCAGGACAUGCAAACGGCAACAAGCACAAGCACUGCGGCAGACCUCCUUAAACAGGGAGCAGCCUGUAACGUGCUCUACCUGAACUCAGUGGAAACUGAGUCGCUGACCGGACCUGAAGCAGUUUCCAAGGCAACCAAAUGCACUCUGGCUCUGAACCCGCGUCCAGUGGCCACAGUGGUUCAUUUUAAGGUGUCUGCACAGGGCAUUACUCUGACUGACAGCAAGAGAAGGCUCUUUUUCAGGAGGCACUAUCCCAUCAGUACCAUCACGUUCAGCAGUCUGGAUCCUCAAGACAAGAGAUGGACUGAUAGCCCAUCAAGCAAGAUGUUUGGUUUUGUGGCCAGGCGGGCAGGAUGCAGUACCGAGAACGUGUGCCACCUGUUUGCUGAGAUGGACCCGGAGCAGCCAGCUGUAGCAAUAGUCAACUUCAUCAACAAAGUCAUGCUGGGACCACAACUACGAAGAUGAAGGCUGUGAAUGGGACUCUUGAAGCAACGCGAAGUGGCGUGUUCAGCCAUAAAUUUGAUCAAUUGCACCAUAAUGCCAGAGCAGUGUUUACUCAUUCACUCACUUCUAUAUUACUUUGAAACACAAGAAAUAUCUGCAUUAAAUUCCCCUUACACCUCAGUUGAUGACACAUAAUUUAAAAAACUGAAAGUUGUUGUCACAGUUGCCACAAAAUAAUUUUCAAAAAAUGUGUUUCCUUUUUUUUACAUGUUUUAUACAUGUGCGAUGAUGAUUGAAGCUCUUAUCCUGAAAAUGAAUUAAGAAAUUCAGCACAUAUAAAUGUUAUUUUCCUUAUUUAAAUGACUGCAAGUUGGUGAAUUAAGGAUAUUAUGAAAGUAAUUUAUUAGGUAUUUGAGCCAAAAGUACCAACCAAAGUGUGUUUUUGUUUCUAGAAUGAAGUAAGCCGUCUUAUUUUUCAAUACACUAUUUGCAUCACCAAAAACAAAGUAGGAAGGUUUUGUGGCUUUAUAAGUUUGCAUUCAUGUUUAAACAACAAAGCCAUUUGUUUAGUUUGCCAAACAAAUAUUUUAAUGCAAUUGCAAUAUUUAAUAAAUAAUAUAUUUUACGCCUUUCACAAACUUGUCGUGUUUGA
Messenger RNA from Synchiropus splendidus (mandarinfish), 5418 nucleotides. Its product is annotated as tensin-2-like. Gene Ontology annotation, molecular function: protein tyrosine phosphatase activity; protein binding. NCBI's taxonomy places the organism in Eukaryota, Metazoa, Chordata, Actinopteri, Syngnathiformes, Callionymidae. The coding region runs from base 378 to 4787 and encodes 1469 amino acids. Gene Ontology annotation, biological process: peptidyl-tyrosine dephosphorylation. The record is from RefSeq and is a predicted model, not a curated record. The transcript is spliced from 27 exons.